Messenger RNA from Paramacrobiotus metropolitanus, 2015 nucleotides. RefSeq names its product sodium-coupled neutral amino acid transporter 9 homolog. Gene Ontology annotation, biological process: amino acid transmembrane transport. Gene Ontology annotation, molecular function: amino acid transmembrane transporter activity. The record is from RefSeq and is a predicted model, not a curated record. The coding region runs from base 338 to 1864 and encodes 508 amino acids. NCBI's taxonomy places the organism in Eukaryota, Metazoa, Tardigrada, Eutardigrada, Parachela, Macrobiotidae. The transcript has 11 exons.
UUUACGCGCUCGCUCCACUUGUCUGGAAUUCUGCCGUAUUGACACAUUUCCCAUCCACCGACGAGUGCAUUCUUCUGGUGUUUUUUCACAACGCACAGCGGGUGCUAUCAGUACAUACGAAAGACUGCGAUCUGCGACGAGGACAGUCUGGAAUGCAGUGCGUUAGCUUACUUUGCUUGCAUUAUUCGUGAUCGUUGAUUUACAGUAUUUUUGAUUUUAUACUGUUUGUCAUGUUUGAACGUGUUGGGUGAUGCGAUGGUUAUCAGUGUGGAAUACAUCUGGCCAGUUUAGCAUUGGUUGAUAACUUUGCCCCAUUCUCCGAGCUGUAGAAAUAUCCAUGGCGGACAGCGUGGUUGAGGAGCCCGUGGUGAUGCGGAACAGCGACAGCGACGCGCUGACCAACGACGAACAGUUCCUCUCCAACAUCCCCACCGCCGCGCGUCUCCCCCUCAUUUCCGGCAUCCGCCAGCGCAGUCAUCUCCCGGACGAUGUGCUUCAAAGGGAAGGCGCGACGCUGCCUGGCGUCGGUGACGCGCCCAGCCUCGCUGCGUAUCCGUAUGCGCCGCCACCUGCUCCGUCCAGUCCGCGGCGUCCGGAGCGAUCGGACGCGGGGAGAUUCGGCGGUCGGCGGGGCGAGGAUGUCGGCAGCCGCCCGACCGAUGUGUACCCGGAGAUCGGGGCGGAUUCCGACCGCGAGCGACUGCUAGAACGCGCAGAGACUGCCAGUGGAUUUCCGGUGGAGAAAUCGCAAAACAGCCAGGGCAGUUUAGUCACCAUAUUGAGUUUAUGGACGACGAUGAUGGGAUCGUCGCUGCUAGUGCUGCCCUGGGCCAUCCAGGAGGCCGGUUUGGCGUUGGGCGUGUGCCUGGUGUUCGUGAUGGGCGCGCUGGCCUUCUUCCCCACCACGCUCAUCUACAAGGCCGCCGACUACCUGCAGACCACCACCGGCGUCACCAUCGUCGAGUUCCAGGACAUCUGCGCCCGGCUGCUGGGCGUCAGACUGGCCUUCGUCAGUCUGCUGGUCUCCCUCCUCAACUUGAUCGGCGCCAUGGUCGUCUACUGGAUCCUCAUGUCGGCCAUGCUCUACCAGAUCGGCUGCUAUUUCUACGAACUGCAGUAUCCCGAAACGGCCAACAUCACCGAUCCCGCCACCGAUCUGGGACCACAGGGACGCUUUGCGCGCUACUGGAAUGAACUCCUGACCGUCCCGUUUUAUCUGGUGUUCCUGUUGUUGCCGUUGAUCUGCAUCCGCAAUCCGACCUUCUUCACGAAACUAAGCUCUUUCGGCAUCGUCUCCAUCCUGUACAUGAUCGUCUUCGUGUCCAAGAAGGUCAGCGACUGGGGCUGGAACGCGUCCAGCGGCUCGCCGGGAUUCGAAUUGUUCAACGGCCACUUCCCGGCGUUGACGGGGACACUGUCCAUGGGCUUCUUCAUCCACAACUGCAUCCUGGGCAUGACGACGCACCACGCCAAUCCGCAGCACCGCAAACGCGACACCGGCAUCGCGUUUCUGAUGGCGGCGGUGUGUUACGCUUUCGUGGGUGGCUGCUAUUACGCCGCCUUCCCGGUGGAUAAGCACUUGAUUGCCGACAACUUAUUGAAGAAUUUCGCCAACCAGGAAAUUAUGGCGCUCGUAGCGCGCUGCCUGCUGUUCUUCCAGAUGUUCACCGUCUUCCCGCUAUUGGCCUAUCUGUUCCGGGUGCAGCUGUUUAAUCUGUUUGGCCACCAAAACGUCAGGUUGCGCUGCUGGAUGUGGACGUCUGUGGAGCGUCCGUGCCGACCAUGCUCGGACUGGCCGGCGAACAGGUUCACCAGAGCGGCUCGGGCUGGUCACCCGUGUAUGCAGAUGAAAAUCUGGCGGUGAUGUCGAUCGGGUUCCUGUUGGGCGGCGGCGACGACGCCGUGAUCUGGCGCGGCCCGAAGAAGAACACGAUGAUCAAGAACUUCCUGCGCGACGUGGACUGGGGCCAGCUGGACUACCUGCUGGUGGACACGCCGCCCGGCACCUCCGACGA